CAUCACCGUCACCACCAUCAUCGUUUUCGUCGUCGCCUUCACCUUCGUCUCCGUUUUUAUCGUGAUCAGUUACGUCCGCGGUGAUAUGCCGUACCGGCGACGUGCUCCUCCUCGUCCGUGUGGGUAUACGCGAGAUAGCCGCCCAGUCGCCAGCAGAAGUAUGCGUGAGAGCCCGUGCGGAAGUUUUCCACGCGGAAGACGGCCGGUGUCCGCAGCCCGUCAGUUGUGCGAAAUGCUAAGGUGAUGUAGAAGAAAUUGAAACUGCCAAAUCGACGACGUGACGAUUUUCUUCGUGUGGGUUGCAAUAUAAAACCAAGACGGCUAACAAAGCGAUAAAGAUGGUGUCCGUGCAAGAUGCGGAGACCAGCACGUUGCGCAGACUUUCGGACGAUGAAGAUGACGAGCCUAGUAGCGGGUCCGAAACCUAUGAGGAAGGAGAUCUCCUUUCGGCUGCAAUGGAUGACGAUGUCACAGCUCAACUCGCUGCAGCAGGUUGGCAAUUCAAACACAUUAAUGGACCAGUUGGAGUUGCUGCAGCUGCUGCCAUUGUAUCAGCAAAGAAGCGAAAACGACCUCACAGUUUUGAAACCAAUCCCAGUGUCAGAAAGAGACAACAAAACAGGCUUUUAAGAAAGCUUAGACAAACUAUUGACGAAUUUGCUACGCGGGUGGGGCAACAGGCGGUAGUGUUAGUGGCUACGCCAGGCAAACCAAAUAGUAGUUACAAAGUCUUUGGAGCAAAACCCUUAGAGGAUGUAAUUAAAAAUCUAAGGACCGUUAUCAUGGAGGAACUGGAGAAUGCACUUGCACAACAAGCGCCGCCGCCUGUGCAAGACGAUCCAUCAUUAUUCGAAUUACCACCACUUGUAAUUGAUGGUAUUCCAACUCCAGUAGAGAAGAUGACACAGGCGCAACUUAGAGCGUUUAUCCCGUUGAUGUUAAAAUAUUCCACUGGUAGAGGAAAGCCUGGUUGGGGGAGAGACAGUACACGACCUCCUUGGUGGCCCAAAGAAUUGCCUUGGGCUAAUGUCCGAAUGGAUGCGCGAUCAGAAGAUGAUAAACAAAAAUCUAAUUCGUUGCAGAUCUCUUGGACUCAUGCAUUACGGCAAAUUGUAAUAAAUUGUUACAAAUAUCAUGGAAGAGAAGAUCUUCUGCCAGCCUUUAGUGAAGAUGAUGACAAAUCUAAUGUUAUAAUACAACAAGCGACGCCGCAUUCUUCAUCGCAUGCUUCAUCGAGUCAGGGGCAAAAUGGAGGACAGUCACAACAACAGCAGACGGUGGGAGUCGUUCGUCUCAACAGCACGGAUUCAUCUAAGGGAAACUCUUCGCCAGCACAAAUUAUUGCCACGUCUCCCACAGCUCUUGCCACUGCCACUCAGCAGAUGACAGCCCAGUAUCCAACAACUGUAUUGCAGACAAUAACCAAUCCAGAUGGAACAGUUUCCAUCAUACAAGUGGAUCCUAGUACACCGAUUAUUACGUUACCAGAUGGCACAACAGCCCAAGUUCAAGGAGUGGCUACUAUCCAUACAAGCCAAGGAGAUGUACAGGCACUAGCAGAAGUAGCUGGCAGCACAGAAGGUACUAGCGUGGCCGUCGAUUUGAAUACUGUGACAGAAGCGACGUUAGGUCAAGAUGGCCAGAUCAUCCUUACCGGAGAAGACGGACACGGAUAUCCUGUCUCAGUCUCAGGGGUGAUCACAGUGCCAGUGUCAGCCAGUAUGUAUCAAACUAUGGUGGCCAAUAUACAAAGCGACGGUACGAUGCAAGUGGUAACACCGAUGGUUCAAGUACCUAAAGUCGAAUCAGGAAACGGAGACACCACCAUCGAAGCUGUCGCCAUACAAGGUCACCCCAUGACUAUGAUAAAUGCUGCUGGGGAACAUCAGGUUCUUCAAGUAAUAUCAUUAAAGGACGCCAACGUUCUGACGAAGGCCAUGCAGGCUGAGGUUAUCAAGGACGAGGACAGUCAACAACAACAAACUGUAUCUAGCCCAGAAUAAACACGUUAAGUGUAAUCUAGUUAAUCCAAAAAGAAAAAAUCGUUCCGUACCACCUUUACAUGCUGUCAGUGCAUCGUGGUGAUAUACGGAAGAGAUAAACGUGUGAAAGAAUUAGUAAUGAUUGGUGUUGUGUUUUUCUUUUUCUCUUUGAGUCAUUGUACUGUGUAAUGUGCGUCUUGCUGCGUCGUUUAACGGCGGUUAUAUCUGACAAUGAGAAUGUAUGAAUGUGAAAUCAAUUGAAUUAGGAUUAGUCGUAUUUGUACUCAAGAUUCAUCAUAGAUGCUUGAGUAUCCACUUGCAAUCCAAUCUCUCGGAUAUAGUAUUAAUUUUCAAAGAGGUCUAUAUUGUCGUGUCAGGCGAGCGCGUCUGUUUUCGAAGAUAAUUUAUGAUAAUUACCUUUGUCGCGCAUUGUUUACUGGAAAAUCAAAGAUCAAUGAUACUAUUUUCCAGCAAUGCGCGAACUAAGCACAUAUUUUCUAGUCUUAGAGCCAGGUUGAUGCAUAGAAAUACCAAAGAUAUCUUCUUUAUUGAUUUAUUAAUACUUUCUAUGGAAAAAAUUUUUACGAAAAUGUUUAUACUUAAUUUCAUUAAUUACACAAAUUUAUAAAAUUUAUACGAAGCUUGAUUAUUUUCACAAUAAUAGUAAAAACUCGGUAAAUUUUAUUAUCGUUUAAGAUAAUUUUUCAAAAUUUAAUAAAGACACAAAGCUUUCCCGCGGAUGUUUAAAAGUAAACAAGAGAAAUUAUAAUUCUGUUAUAUUCCCCCUCCUUCCCGCUUACAGAUAUUUGUCACCUGUAAAAGAAUUUAUUUUUAUGAAUAAGAAACGGGGCUCGGACAGAGUCGAAUAAAUCAAUCUGUUCGAAAUGUUUCGAGUUCGAAGUUCGAUCUAAUCGAAUUGUACGAUUAUAUAAAAAGAUUAUCAAGAUAACUUUCGUAUCACAGUUGUGUGUAACAAUAUAUACAUAAUAAUACAGACAAUGGGCGUUUCUCAUUUAUUUUAACUUGAAACUUCUAAUAGUCAAGAUAUGCAAAACAGGCUAGUAGAUAUAAUAUAUAUAUAUAAAGGGUCGCGAUAUAAUAGAAAUAAUGACGAAAAAAAAGAGUUAAGCAUUUCUGACGGGUACAAAUAGGAUGUAAGAUGUAUGUUUUUUCAAUAAUACAGAAUAUAUGAAUUUGCAAUUUCAAUGCGCACCAACGAGAGGCGUGUGUCCAUGAUCUUAUUUUACAAGAAUCGUAUUGCACUAUUUAUGUAGGUAUUUGCUUCGAUUAGCAUAAUCGAUAACGAGCCGUCGUUUGAUUUUCAUCAAUGAGAUAAGAAAGAGGAAAAAACUAGUAUAUUAUAUUUGUAUGAAAGAUCAUUUUAACGUUUUUGAUCUCGAAAAUUAUGGAAUCGCAAUGUGUAUGUACUAAUUUUCUAAAGAGAAGAGUAUGCGAUUGUAAAAACCAGGAUUCAUAUAUAUUGUCCUUCAUUCCACUUGAAGGUAAUCAAAAGUAAUCGAUUCUAUUUUACAUUAAAUAAUUAAACUGUGUCAUAUUUAAAAUCAUCCCCCCAUUUUUAUAUAAUAUGUAUCUAAAGCGAAAAAGUGUAUUUUUUGCGUGCAAUCUUGUUCCAAUGUUACGGUGACCAAAAGUAGAAUUAUCUUCACCUGGAGUAAUUUUACUUAUUUAACUUUGCAUUUCUAUUUUCUCGGUUUUUCUUCAGACGUGAUCUAAAUUACAUAUUACAUAUCUUUACAUUUAUAUGUAAAAUAAUUCAAAUAGUAAUAUUCUUCAGUUAUAAUUAUUCAAUAUUAUCUAAUACACUAAUAGCAAUUAGUGUAACAACACAGAUGGCAAAGUAAAAGUUGUCAUUUCUCUGAAGAUCGUAACAUUGAAACAACAAAUUGCUCUUGAAAAAACCGUGUGUAAGAAUACCAAAGAGAUUUUUAUAACAUUAUAGGGGAAAGUAGUUGAAGUUAGUGGUAAAUACUAAAAGAAAACGUAUCAUAAUGACUAUAGAUACUAAUUGUUGCGAUUUUUUUUUUUAUAUCAGGGCCAUUAAUGAUGUAAUAUAUCGGUACUCACAUGUAACAUAAACAUGUUAUAUUUUCCCUUUGUUGUUUGUACCAAAGCACAUACCGAGCAUACAUUAAGUUGGAUGUCAUUUGAAAAAGCAAGAAAAAAAUGUGUAUUACGAUUUUAGAUAAUUAUAGACAUAUGUGUA
Messenger RNA from Solenopsis invicta (red fire ant), 4206 nucleotides. It is a transcript of the gene ewg, whose product is annotated as DNA-binding protein P3A2. The record is from RefSeq and is a predicted model, not a curated record. Gene Ontology annotation, molecular function: RNA polymerase II cis-regulatory region sequence-specific DNA binding; DNA-binding transcription factor activity, RNA polymerase II-specific. Gene Ontology annotation, biological process: regulation of transcription by RNA polymerase II. Gene Ontology annotation, cellular component: nucleus. Bases 339 to 2003 code for a protein of 554 amino acids. NCBI's taxonomy places the organism in Eukaryota, Metazoa, Arthropoda, Insecta, Hymenoptera, Formicidae. The transcript is spliced from 8 exons.